Messenger RNA from Serendipita indica DSM 11827, 6993 nucleotides. Lineage: Eukaryota; Fungi; Basidiomycota; Agaricomycetes; Sebacinales; Serendipitaceae. The record is from the annotation of a GenBank genome assembly.
AUGCCGCGCUAUUCACAGAAUGCAGAUGCGGCACGCGCAGCCGCAGAACAAGCAGAGUUCAACGAGAAGAAGUGGGUGUGGGUGCCCGACGAGGAGAAUGGGUAUAUUGCAGGCUGGGUUAUUGAAGAGAAUGAAGAAAGCGCAGAGGUCGUCAUGGCCGCUGGAGGCGACACACGCACAAUAUCUCUGAAUGCGCUCUCAAAGAUGAACCCACCAAAGUUUGAUCGUGUCGACGACAUUGCCGACCUUACCUUCCUCAAUGAGGCGAGCGUCGUUCAUAAUCUCAGACUGCGGUAUCUUUCAGGAGCGAUUUAUACAUAUUCGGGCCUCUUCUUGGUUGCGAUCAAUCCGUACACCCAGCUACCGCUUUAUACGGAUGCUAUUAUUGAACAAUACCGUAACAAGCGGCGAGACGAAAAUGCUCCACAUAUAUUCGCAAUUGCAGAAAGGGCAUGGAUGAGCAUGGGAGAAGAACGAGAGAAUCAGAGCAUUCUCAUCACUGGCGAGUCUGGUGCCGGAAAGACGGAGAACACCAAGAAGGUCAUCCAGUAUUUGGCAGCGAUUGCCACUGAGAAUCAUACGACUCCUCCGCAUUCCCGGACCUCGUCAACUGUGACUCCGUCCAACUCUAAUCCAAGUGGAUUCAAUGUCCCCAAUAGCGGACUUCCUCGUGGUCCUGCUCACAAACACAAGUCGUCUCAGUCCAUCACCGCUCCACCCGCCAAGUCCAAGGGCAAAUUAGGUCUCCUCGAGCGCCAGAUUCUGCAGGCGAAUCCAAUCUUAGAAGCGUUUGGUAACGCUCAAACAGCGCGAAACAACAACUCGAGUCGAUUCGGCAAAUUUGUUCGCAUCAGCUUCAGCCCCGAAGGUAGUAUAGCGGGUGCUAACAUCGACUGGUACCUGCUCGAGAAGAGCCGUGUCGUCGUUCGGUCUGACGUGGAGCGAAACUUUCACGUCUUUUAUCAACUGCUCGAAGGAGGUGGUCCGUUGUUGGCCACACUCUUACUGGAUGGGGAUGUCGAUUCCUACGAGUAUCUGAACAAGAGUCGACGCGAAAUUGAUGGAAUCAAUGAUCGCGAGGAAUGGAGGCUACUGCAGAACGCCUUGGAUGUCGUUGGAUUCACUCCAAACGAGCAACUGGAUCUAUUCAGGAUCAUAGCAGCCAUCCUUCAUAUUGGAAACAUUGAUAUCUCGGCAGACAGGACGGACCAAGCUCAGAUCCGCGUUCCAGCACAAGCGGAGAAAGUCUGCCAUCUCCUAGGAAUCUCGGUACAAGAGUUUACAAAAGCGGUCCUUCGUCCUCGGGUUCUGGCUGGUCGUGAAUGGGUCACCCAAGCACGCACACGACAGCAAGCCCUUGAUGAGCUCUCUGCGCUCUGCAAGACCCUCUACGAAAAGUCUUUUGGAGCCUUGGUAGACCGUAUUAAUCGUGCCCUUGAUCGUCCGUCGUCGAAGUCGUCCUUUAUCGGCGUUCUCGAUAUCGCUGGGUUUGAGAUCUUUGAGACAAACGGCUUUGAACAACUCUGCAUCAAUUAUACCAACGAGAAGCUGCAGCAAUUCUUCAACCACCACAUGUUCGUUUUGGAGCAGGAGGAAUAUCGACGUGAACGCAUCGAAUGGGAGUUUGUCAACUUUGGACUCGACCUCCAGCCAACAAUCGACCUCAUCGAGUCGAGUGGGUCUGUGAUCGGUAUUCUGAGCUGCCUCGAUGAAGAGUGCAUCAUGCCGCGUGCGACGGAUGCGACGUUCACUCACAAGCUCAAUAUGCUGUGGACCACUGACACGCCCGGGGAAGAGCCGCAUCCAGGCAAGGCCAAAUACGCCCCCAAUAGAUUUGAGCAAGGUUUCACUGUCCAGCACUACGCUGGUCGCGUUGAAUACCGAACGGAAGGUUGGCUCGAGAAGAACAAGGAUCCGCUGAACGAGAACCUCACCCGGGUUCUCGCUUCCUCUUCUGAGAAGUACAUAGCCGGACUCUUCUCCGAAUACUCUGAAGGUGGCGGAACCGAUGGCUCACGGAAGCGUAUUCUCAAAAAAGGUGCAUUCAGAACGGUUGGCCAGAGACACAAAGAGCAACUCAACAACUUGAUGUCUCAACUACAAGCGACCCAACCACACUUUGUUCGAUGCAUCGUUCCCAACCCUUACAAACGGCCUGGUCGAGUGGACGUUCCACUUGUCCUGGAUCAGCUCAGGUGCAACGGUGUGCUGGAGGGCAUUCGUAUCGCUCGUCUCGGGUAUCCGAAUCGACUGCCUUUUGUCGAAUUCCGGUACAGAUAUGAGAUUCUUACACCGGGUAUCAUCCCUCGUGGAUACAUGGACGGUCGCAAAGCGUGCUUGCGCAUGGUUGAUGCUCUCGAGCUUGAUCGAGCAGUGUUCAAGAUUGGAACCUCCAAAAUCUUCUUCAAGGCUGGAGUCCUUGCUGAGCUCGAAGAGCGCCGAGAUGGUAUCCUCUUCGAUAUCUUCUCGCGUAUUCAAGCAGUUGCUCGGAUGUGGACUGCGCGCCGACAGAUGCGAAAGAUUCUCAACCGUGCAGUCGCCAUUCGGACCAUUCAGCGCAAUGCCAGGAUGUAUGGCGACCUCAAGGAAUGGCCUUGGUGGCAAUUGUACACAAAGGUCCGACCAUUGCUCACGGCAACGCGAAAUGAAGAAGAGUUGCGCCGCAAAGAGACAGAGUUGACCUUGGCCAAAGAACGGGCAGAACGUGAUAAACAAGAACGUGAAGCCCUUCAGAAACUCAAGAUGGAGCUCGAGUCGGAGAAGCGUAAAGUCGAAGAGCAACUGGAAGCAGAGCGAGCUCUUGGGUUGGAAAAGGACAGACUUUUGGAACGCAGCAAGAAGCAAGAGUCUGACUUGACCGACGAUGUAAUUGCCCUUCAACUCGACCUGGAGACUGUGGAUGGACAACUCGAUCGCGCAAUGAAGUUGCAAAAGGAGACGGAUGAGAAAUACAAGGCAACCCUCCUGAAGUAUGAAGAAGCCGCUUUCAAUCUUAGUAAUCUCGAAUCAUCCGCGGCGUCUUGGCGUCAGCGUGAAGAUGAACUCACCGCUUCCAUUCAACGCGCAGAGGGCGAGGUCACCAACUUGACUAUAGCCCAAGAAACCCUAAAGAAGACCCAAGCUGAUCUGCAGCAGAAGCUGGUCGAGAAAGACCAAGACAUCACCAGAGUUCGCGAAAGGCUCGAGGCAAAUGUCCGCGAAUUGGAGAGUAAGAUCUCACAAGAGACAGGCUCCAAGGAUAUUUUGAGAGGCAAAAUCGAGAGUCUAGAGGAAGAAAACCGACAGAUCAAUCUCCAGAUGUCGGAAUUGUCUAGGACAGCCACAGAGUACUCAACCAUGCUUCAGAAGAAGGAAGCCGAGAUUUCCCGCCUCACCUCCGAGUUGUUUGCUCUGAAGAAGGAGCGCGAUCAACUAUCCCAACAAUCAAGCAAGCUCGAGCAUGAGAUCGCGUCUGUCCUAGGAGAACUUGAAGCCCUGAAGGCGAGUCAGAAAGGGGACAUGCAAGCGCGAGAGAAUCUGCAACACGAACUGGACGAAUUGCGCACCAUGAUGGCUGCCAAGGCGUCGGAGGACUCAAAACUUCGAGAGGUCGAGAGGAGUAAAGAGCAAGAGCUUACCAGUCUUCGAUCUCAAGUCAACAAACUGCAACGAGACGUCUCAGAAGCUCGGUCACAGGCAUCAGAAGCCCAGAGCAAACUCAAGUCCGAGACUGAAAGCGCCCAACGUCAACUCAGAGAACUGGAGAGGUCACAGAAAUCGAUCAAGGAGCAGAAGAGUGCCAAUGAAGCAAAGCUUGCUGAGGUCGAGGCGAGCCUUGCAGACCUCGCCAAGUCUAAACGAGUCGCCGAGACGGAAUUGCAAGCCGUGCGUGCUCGUCAGCUCGACUUGGACACCCAGUUGGAGGAAGCUAUCACCGAGAAAGAGUCCUUGCAGAGACAAUUGGCUGCCGCACAGUCAAAGCAACAGGAGUAUGAAGACACGGUCUUGCAGAUUGAACGUGAAAAGGCCACCUGGACACGCGAGAUGGAAAGUAUGAAGACCCGUCUCGAAUCCGAGAGCAACCGGCGAGCACACUUGGAGAAGAACGCGACUGGUCGGAACACGGAGGCGGCGCGACUUCGAGAGCGUGUCGCCAAGAUGGAGAAGGAUAUGGUCAAUCUCCAAAAGGAUAUCGGAGAUCGUGAUUGGCAAAUCAAGCAGCUCAAGAGCAAAGCCAGUCAGGACAAGACCACUGUAGAGCAUGUUUAUGUCCUACAAGAGGCGAAAAGAGUCACCGACCUCCAACUUGAAGAGGCAAAGAGAGAGUUGGAACGAGAAAGGACUCGGAUCAAGACUCUCGAGACAACGAAAGCUCGGCUCAUUAGCGAAGCGGAGGACGCCGCGUAUCAACACCAGCAAGAACUCGUUGCCAUCCGCUCAAGUGAUAAACACUCACAGGUGCUCGAACAAAAGGCGGCGAAGGCUCUCGCCAAUCUCGAGAGGGAGAAGAGCAUACGAGAGACAGCUGAAAUGCAAUCGAAGAGAUUGGAAUCGGAGCUCGAAUCGAUGCGAUCGCAGAUGGCCGAUCUCGAGCAGAGUCUACAUACUGCAGAGCGUACGCGAGAGCACAUGGAGACGGAAAUUGCCACUCUCGCCGCGAAUGGAGACAGCGCCGAGUCGAUGAAGAAGAUGAGGCGAGACUACGAAGCGCGGAUCACGCAGCUAGAGUCGCAAAUAGAAGAUAGCGAGAUCGUACGUGUCACCGCUGAGCGCAUCAAGCAGAAGGUCGAUCAGCAACAUGCAGAGCUGCGACGGCUGGUUGCAUCUAGUGGUAUUCGGGACACAUUCAGAGAAAGGAUUAUGAAGGAGAUCCAAGCUGUCGAUGAUGCUAUUGCUGCGGAGAUAGUCUCCAAGACCCCCAGACACGUGAAAAGGAACAGUGUUCAGACGUUCGCCAACAUUGCUCCUCAGAAGCGAUUCUCGGUGUCGAUAUCAGGCCCCUCAAAUGGGCAGCCUAAGGAUCGUCGUGAUUCACCCUCGCUUGAGAGACCACGCACUCCGGACAAGAGCACGACCCAACUCAAGCAACAGGUUCAAUCUUUGGAACUACGAAUUGUCGCUUCCGAUAGAGUUCGACAACAUUUGGAGGCUACCUUACAUUCUCUGACAACAGACCUCGAGAGGAGUGAUGGCUCGAAGCAAUCUCUUCAAGCACAUCGCGCAAAGAUUGCUCGAGAGAACGCUAAGCUCGUCGAUCUGCUUCAUCAAGAGUCAGAAGCACGUAGAGCUACCGAGGCGUCUCAAACCGAUGGGAUCAAUGCUAUGUGGAAGAAGUUCCAAACCACCAUCGACAGUGAGCGAGCCAAUUACAGUCGUUUGGAAGAGUCUCGCAAGUCCCUGAUGGCGCAGCAGAAGGUUUCGCAGGUUGAGAUGGACGAGCUCAAGAGGAGCGUGGCGGAAAUGCACCAGAUUCGCAGACAGUUGACAAACGAGAUUCACGAACUUCAAGGUCGCUUGGAGGCGGAGCAAAAGGCCAAGGCAACGGAGUCAACUGCACGCCGCCGAUUGCAAGAACAACUCCAAGAGUUGCAGGCAUCAAGUGCAGCGUCAUCUUCACUGCAAGGAGGCAUGAGUCAGGCAGCGGAGACUUACAAAGCCAAAGCUGACGCAUAUUUGGCGAAGCUUGAAGCCGCAGAGAUUGCACGAGCGAAAGCGUCUCACCAGGAAUCGCUGACUCGGAAGUCACUUGCAGAGGCUGAGAAAGCUCGGGAUGUUGCGGAGACUGCUCGUCAAGCAAUGGAACAACGACUCAACGAAGCCGAGCAGCGUAUUACAGAACUUUCUAACCGGCUUGAGGAAGAGUCGCGUGAGUAUACGGACAUGGAAGUUUUCAGAAGGCGCCUUAAAGAAGAGAUGGAGGACGAACGAGACCAGCAUCAAAAGGAUCUUGCCGAGAGAGACUUCACUAUCGAUCAGACACGCCAAAAGUAUCAGGCAGAGCUACUCCAGCUCAGCGAAGAGUCACGCCAUCUUCGAGACAACAUUAGCCAUCUCCGUGAAGAAAAUCACAAAAUGCGCUCCGAGCUCGACGAGCUUCAACUUCGUUAUGACGAUGAACAAUACUCAAGCUCAGGGUGGAAGAAAGAGAAAGAGCGCAUGUCAGCCAAGAUUAUGGACCUCACCGGAGCGUACGAGUCAUCCAAGAUGGCUCAAGCGGAGCAGCAGACUCAGAUUGUCGCCCUUCUCUCGCAAGUUCGCGAAUUGCGUGCUUUGCUGGAUGAUGCGGAGGCCGAGAGGGCUGCUCUUCGCCAGGCACGUAUGCAACUAGAGUCGAGGUUGAGCGAUAUUGCACAAGAUCAUCUCGAUACAAGCCGGCUAUCGAGUGACCGAGUGCUCCAAGAACUCAACCUCGAGAAGCAAGACCUUCGUGCGCAACUCGAGGAGCAAGCUGAUCGAGUCGCUCUCGCCAACGAAAAGCUGAAGAAGGCCGAAGGCUUUGCUAGUGAGGCUCAGAUCGAAUUGAGCAAAGUCAGGCAUACCAACUCGGAACUGGAGAAGGAGAAUGCAACGCUCAAGAAUACAAACAAGGAGCUGAACGUCAGAAUCGUCGAGUACGAGACGAAGGCCUACGCAAACGCACCACGUCCCUCUACGACUCGCAGACAAGAAAUGCGCAUUGAAGAACUCCAGAACCGCCUUGCCCAAGAGGAGAGAGAGCGAACCGAGGCCUCAAAGCUGCACAGGACAGCUGACAAGAACGCGCGCGAACUCAACUUCCAACUCACAGAGAGCAAUCGACACAGACUACGACUUGAAGAGGAGCUCAAGGGCGCUGAACAGAAGAUAGAAGGUCUACGAGUCGAGUUUAACGAGUUGCUGAAAUCUGAGAGUGCACUCAAAGUUUCGAAAAGGCGAGCAGAACUAGAAGCGCAAGAGUAUAGACAGAAACACCUCAAUGCGCAAAGGGAAUUAGAAACUCUGCGUGGCCGCCUUGAUCGCUCCCCUCGCAAAUGA